Messenger RNA from Penaeus monodon (black tiger shrimp), 774 nucleotides. Its product is annotated as tRNA:m(4)X modification enzyme TRM13 homolog. Gene Ontology annotation, biological process: tRNA methylation. Bases 100 to 774 code for a protein of 224 amino acids. NCBI's taxonomy places the organism in Eukaryota, Metazoa, Arthropoda, Malacostraca, Decapoda, Penaeidae. The record is from RefSeq and is a predicted model, not a curated record. The transcript has 8 exons.
GGUAUUUCUCCGAACGCCCUUAGAAGAACGCCUCUGUCAGCAAGACAUCCCACACAAGGAAAAAAUCUACAUUUUUACGGGCUUUUAAUUGUGAACUGAAUGAAGAUGGAGCAAAGACAAGAAAACGUAGAAGAAAUAUGCCCUACGGAACUUGAAAAGGACGCUAAAGUUCACAGGAAGCCAAAACGAGAAUUCGUCCAAACAUGCAAUUUUUAUGUCAUGAAGAAGAAGAGAUAUUGCCGCAUGUUAGUAAGACCGGGUCUGAAUUAUUGUGGUCAACACCUUGUUGAAGAACCUGAUGCAGAUAAAUCCUACCAACGUAAAAGGAUACCAUGUCCCCUUGACCCAAAGCACUCUUGCUUUGAAGACAACGUAGAACAUCACAUACUAAAAUGCAAUGCAAGAGAGAUGACAGACCUUCCGUACAUGAAGCGCAACAUAAACCAAAGAGCUGACGUAGAGGAAGAGCCAACAAAAACUCCAUUAUCAGCUCUCUCAGACCAAGAAUUACUGGCUUUCAUAGCUAAGGUGGAAAAAGUUCACCAAGAUCAUGUUGGAACAAUAGAAGAAUCAGUAUUAAAGCAUAGUGCACUGGAUGAGGAGAUGAAGACCCCAGGGUAUGGUUUGAGUGUGAUCAGACACCUAGGCCAGAACUCGUCAUUGCUUGGAAAACCCCUUGGAGCAGUUUUGCUAGUAUCACGUUAUAGAAUGUGGCUUCCCCCUGAAGAAUUCUACACCUUAACAUCCCCCACAAGGCCCCCUACACCCAGAUGA